Cryptomeria japonica (Japanese cedar) is the source of this 1743-nucleotide messenger RNA. Its product is annotated as myb-related protein 315. Bases 410 to 1564 code for a protein of 384 amino acids. The transcript is spliced from 3 exons. The record is from RefSeq and is a predicted model, not a curated record. NCBI's taxonomy places the organism in Eukaryota, Viridiplantae, Streptophyta, Pinopsida, Cupressales, Cupressaceae.
AUUAUAAUUAAACUAAUUUUCUAUUCAUUAUAAUUGCACCUGCUCAGGAUUUACACCACACUUUGGGUGUGAUUUGUAUAAUUAAAUCUUUUUUUUUCCAUUAUAGCAGUAGUUGCAGGAUUUAUAGAUCUUUCGUAGGGCUAUGAAUAAUGUAAUAGUGGAAGCCAAUUAGGUGAACCCCAGCCCUUUUUAACGUAAAGGCAAGUUAAGCACGGAAUUCAUUAGUUGUUUAGUGAUGAAUGGAAUAGAGUAGUUGUGGAUGCUUGUAUAUGAACAAUCUAUUCUUGACAUUGCUUAGAAAAAUUGGAUUUACGAUCAUAUAGAAGUCCUGGAACUUCCACAUUUGCAAAACAUUCAUUCUGUAUAUUGAAGAGUUUGUUAGAGCUUGAAACCCUAAUUAGGGCUGGAAAUGGGGCGUACACCUUGCUGCUCCGAAAUAGGUCUCAACAGAGGUCCCUGGACUCCCCAGGAAGACGCACUUCUCACACAGUACGUACAAAAAAAUGGUGAAGGCGGCUGGAGAACACUUCCUAAGAAAGCAGGUUUGUGGCGCUGUGGAAAGAGCUGCAGAUUGCGAUGGAUGAAUUACCUGCGCCCCGAUGUGAAAAGAGGCCAAAUUUUGCCUGAUGAAGAAGAUCUGAUUCUCCGAUUGCACCGUCUUCUCGGUAACAGGUGGUCUUUGAUAGCGGGACGUAUACCUGGGCGGACUGAUAAUGAGAUCAAGAACUUUUGGAAUACCCAUCUUAGCAAAAAACUUAUUAGUCAGGGCAUUGAUCCUCGAACCCACAAGCCCCUUUCUGAACCACAGCCUGAUGACCGUGAUGAUAAUAGUGUAGACAGGGAUUCUGAGAAAAACCUAAGCCCAGAAGCCUGUGUUUAUUCUCAAGAAACUACUAGUAUAGAGGACAAUGGUGAAGCUACAUGUGGUCUUUCUGAUAACCUCCAUGCCCCACAGCUCAUCAGAGAUGGUGAGGUUCAGGAAACUCAAGUAACAAGUAGUCCUCAUCAUGCUUUCAUGUUUCAGGAUAGGCAAUACCCCACUAAUACUGAUAACAUGAAUUCAGACUUGAAUCCCUAUUCUAAUGGUGCUCCAAAAAUGGGCUUUCAUGACCAUGACGCUUCUCUUUUUAUGAGAAAAAACUCAAUCACAAAUAGCUUUUUUGUGGCACCUGCAAUGCCAGAUUCAGAUCUAGAAAGUGUACCAAGCUUCCCAGGUAAUGUGAAUGAAAGUUCCUCGACUGAAGAAUUUCCAAUGAGUUUUGAACAGUCUGAGAUGCAACAAUGUCAAGUGCCUAAUGAAUUUUGCAUGGACACCAAUCUCAUCACCCCAAGUGCUGCCACUGAAGAUUGUGAUUCAGAUAUAUUCUCCUACUUUCUAGAAUCCUUCAUGGACGAUGAUCAGUUGUAUACAAGUGAUGAAAACAACACGAAUGUUGCAUCUUCUCUCUCAGACAACAGACAGAACUUCUUACAUGCUGAAACUCCAAACCAGCAUGGGUAUGACAAAUGGUCUACAAUGCCUUCAUCAUCAGCUAGUUUUAUUGAAUGCAGUGAGUUUUAUUGAAGACUCUAAAAAGUAACAUAUUGUUGAGUCUAUUUGAUUAUUAUUAUUGGUAAAUUUAAUGUAAUAUGCAUCAGUUUUACCCUUGUUUGGGAUAUGUUCAAAGACUAUGGAUCAUAGUGUCGAUAUUUUUAUUGAAGACCAAUUGUAAUAGAUGCCUUGCAAUCAAAAAAUUAUUAUUA